Durusdinium trenchii is the source of this 597-nucleotide messenger RNA. Lineage: Eukaryota; Dinophyceae; Suessiales; Symbiodiniaceae. The record is from the annotation of a GenBank genome assembly.
AUGACGCAUGAGUUGGCAGAAAACAUCCUGGUGGGGCAUUUUGAUCCAGGUAACAAUCAUCGCCACAGUUGGCUUGUGGCAGCUGGAUCAAACCCCGCCUAUGAACAGUUCGCCUUGCAGUAUCAGCUUUGGUACAAAGGUUCUGGACGGAAUACCUUUUGGUACCACCCCACCUUUCUGGUGGAGGCCUUGGAUGGUGCGAAGAUUUGGCGAACCCGUGACUACCGUGUGAGACGGAAAGAGACGCCUGGCCUUUGGGACUUUUCAGUGGUGGACAACGGCAUCAUUUCAGAGGAGCGUUGGCAUCUCUUGGGGGCAGAUGAUGACUUGCAGUGGAUUGUCCUUUUCUAUGUAGGUGCAGCGCGAAAAGCAGGCUUGUCAUAUCGUGGAUGCUUGGUUUUGACACCAGAAGGAGAGAUGCCUGGCCCAGAGCAUGCAGAGGCUAUUAGCGCUGCUAUUGCAAGGGCAGACAUGAAGCCCUGGGAACUUGAGGCAACAAGCAACCCACCAGUGGACCCUGCGAAUCCUCCACCCUUGAUUGCUCCGGAGAGUCAAGAGCCUAUUCCACUUUUGGCCCGGAUGGCUGCGGCAGCAUAA